AUGAGUGCUGAAGAAGGUGAUAAAAAGCUGAGUAAGAAGUAAGUAGCAAUCAUCCAUUAUGAUUCCGAUUACACGCGGCUUUUUAUGUAGAGUUUCAUGUCGGAGGCUGAUUUUAAAUUCUAAUUAUAGGUUAGUGUUAAUCUGUCAUAAUAUAGGUUAGUGUUCUUUCUGUUAGUAAUACGUUAACAAUUCAUAUAGAAAAGUGAUGCAAUACUUUCUUUACAUUUGUUUAUUUCAGUGAGCAGAAGAGGCUAGCCAAGCAAGCUCAAAAGGCAAAGGAAAAGGCCGAAAAAGAUGCGGCUAAAGCUGCCAAUCCAGUCCAGGCUAAGAAGAACGAUAAGGCCAAGGAUGCGGAUCCUUCUGACCCUCAAGAAUACUUCAACAUGAGAGUGAGAAUGAUUAACGAAAGACGUGAAGCUGGAGAAGAACCCUUUCCGCACAAGUUCAACGUUUCCAUCUCUUUGAAGGAGUUCACGCAGAAGUAUGCCCAUUUGGAGAACAACCAGGUGCUCGAGGACACCAAGGUUAGCAUUGCUGGUAGGUUUUUUUUAUUUAUUAUUUUAAUUUUAGGUUUGUUUGAUAAGAUAUCUGGUAACUUAAGAAAUUGGAUAAUAGUUUAACAAUUAUAGGCCGUAUCUUUUCUAAAAGAGAAGCUGGUGCUAAACUGAUCUUCUACGAUCUUCACGGAGAAUGCACUAGACUUCAAGUGAUGGCCAACGCCAAAUACCACAAAGAUGGAGAAGAUGCUUUUGCUAAGAUUCACGAUCGUGUUAAGAGAGGAGAUAUUGUUGGAUUCAUUGGCCAUCCGACGAGAUCUGCUAGAGGAGAGUUGAGUUUGGUGCCUACGGAAGUUGUUCAGCUGACACCAUGUCUUCAUAUGCUUCCUCAUACCCACUUUGGUCUUAAGAAUCAGGAAACUAGGUAAGAACCAUUAAAAGUUAUUUUUCAUUAGUUAAAAAAUGUAAAUUUUAGUUACCUUUGCUUAUUUUGAGCAAUAAGUUUUUAGAUAAUAAUGUUUUGUAUCAUUUCUAGGUAUCGUAUGCGUUAUCUUGACUUGAUCAUGAAUCCAGAUGUGCGAAAUAAGUUUAUUAUCCGUGCCAAGAUAAUUUCUUUUAUUAGAAAGUACUUGGACAACCUCGGGUUCUUAGAAGUGGAAACUCCAAUUAUGAAUCAAAUCGCUGGUGGUGCCACUGCCAAGCCUUUUGUGACACAUCACAAUGAUUUGAACAUGGACUUGUUUUUGCGUGUAGCUCCAGAGUUGUACCACAAGGUGUGUUGCUUUUUUUCUGAUUAUUUAUUCUACAAAUACAAUUAAGUAUUGUCGUGUUGUUGUUAUUUUGAUAAGAUACUGAGUUUUACUUACGGAAACUAAAAUAAUAUUUUAGAUGUUGGUAGUCGGAGGAUUGGAUCGUGUAUACGAAAUCGGACGUUUGUUCAGAAACGAAGGUAUUGACAUGACACACAAUCCUGAGUUUACAUCAUGCGAGUUCUACAUGGCUUACGCCGAUUACGAGGAUUUGAUCAAGCUGACUGAGGAUUUGGUGUCUCGUGAGUUUUUGGAAAUUGUAUAUAUUAUCCUUUACGAAACAGUUACUAAUACAAAUUUACAAUACGAAUAAAAGCUGUAUGGUUACAUAUAAAAGUUGUGUGUACAAUUAUGGUCGCAAGUUUUAGAAAUGGUGUACACGAUUCACGGAACAUACAAGAUUCCAUAUCAUCCAAACGGACCUUCGACUGAGCCAGUUCUCGAAGUUGACUUCACACCUCCAUUCAAACGGGUUCACAUCUACGAUGAUCUGGAAGCCAAAUUGGGUGUCAAACUGCCACCUCCAGAUACUCUGCACACUGAAGGUAAGAUUUGUAACAGUAGAUGUAUCCAUUAAAUACAGUUUUUUAUUGAAAAGUUCUUGGUCAGAAUAUUUUUUCUAUGCUUAUCGUAAUAAAUAAUUUUUCUAAAAAAUUUUAGAAGCCAGACAGAAGCUUUCUGAGAUUGCCAGAUCUAAAAACGUUGACUGUCCUGAACCAAGAACUGCGUCUAGACUUCUGGACAAGAUGGUUGGUGAGUUCUUGGAGAACACCUUCUUGAACCCCACCUUCUUGGUCGGUCACCCUCAAGUCAUGUCUCCAUUGGCUAAGUGGCAUCGUAGUCGCAAAGGGUUGACAGAACGAUUCGAAUUGUUUGCUGUCUACAAGGAGAUUGCCAACGCCUACACUGAGUUGAACGAUGCUAUUACCCAGAAGGAACGCUUUGAGCAACAAGCUAAAGACAAGGACGCUGGAGAUGACGAGGCUCAAUUGAUCGAUGACAACUUUGUCACUGCCCUGCAAUACGGUCUUCCACCAACUGCUGGCUGGGGAAUGGGAAUCGACCGACUAACUAUGCUUUUGACCGACAGCAACAAUAUUAAGGUAUGUUCAAAGUGAAUGUGUGUUUUCUUUAGUUGCAUAAUGUCUUGUGUAGAAAGUGUAAUCUUUGAUUUUUGGACAAAAUUGUUUUUUAAACUUUUAAGAGUCAUUUCUUUAAUUUCAAUGUUGUCAUUUUAAUUAAUAUUUUAAUGACAAUAUCAGAACUUGUCAAUAAAAACUUUUAAUGGCUGUUUUGACUUCCGUUCAGGAGUUUUUUUGGGCAAAAGACGUGUUUGAUGACUUAAUUAAACACAACUUGUUUGCAUAUAUUUAGUGAUUAUUGUUUACAGGAGGUACUUUUGUUCCCAGCUAUGCGCCCAGAAGAGCAAAAAACGACGCCUCAGAGUUUGGCCGAGGAAGAACAGCUCCAAGCUUAA
Bursaphelenchus okinawaensis is the source of this 2783-nucleotide messenger RNA. NCBI's taxonomy places the organism in Eukaryota, Metazoa, Nematoda, Chromadorea, Rhabditida, Aphelenchoididae. The record is from the annotation of a GenBank genome assembly.